This is a messenger RNA of Tauraco erythrolophus (red-crested turaco), 824 nucleotides long. Lineage: Eukaryota; Metazoa; Chordata; Aves; Musophagiformes; Musophagidae. The record is from RefSeq and is a predicted model, not a curated record.
AUGCCGCUGGUGAAGAGGAACAUCGAGCCCCGGCACCUGUGCCGGGGGGCUCUUCCCGAGGGGGUGACGAGUGAGCUGGAAUGUGUCACCAACAGCACGCUGGCUGCCAUCAUCAAGCAGCUGGGCAGCCUCAGCAGGCACGCGGAGGACAUCUUCGGCGAGCUGUUCAAUGAAGCCAACAGCUUCUACAUGCGGAUGAACUCGCUGCAGGAGAGGGUGGACCUGCUGGUCAUCAAGGUGACGCAGCUGGACUCCACCGUGGAGGAAGUUUCACUGCAGGACAUCAACAUGCGGAAAGCCUUCAAGAGCUCCACGGUGCAGAACCAGCAGGUCGUGUCUCGCAACUCCAUCCCCAACCCGGUGAUGGAGAUGUACCAGCGCUGCGACAAGCCUCCCCCACUCAACAUCCUCACGCCCUACAGGGAUGACAAAAAGGACGGCCUCAAAUUCUACACCGACCCCUCCUACUUCUUCAACUUAUGGAAGGAGAAGAUGUUGCAGGCGACAGAAGAUAAGAGAAAGGAGAAGCGCAGGCAGAAGGAGCAGCGGCUGGUGGAGGAUUCCACCCGGGAGGUGAAGAAAGUGAGGAAAGCCCGCAACCGACGCCUGGAGUGGAACAUGAUGGCGUAUGAUAAAGAGUUUCGACCCGAUAACAGGUUCUCACCAUCCCCCUAUCACAUGGCGUCAUCGGAAGGAUCACUGUCCCCAGAUAAUAGGUCUUACGCGUCGGACGCGGCCGACCACUCGUACCCGCAGCCCCACGUGCCGCAGCCCCCCGAGGCUAUCCUCAACGGGCCGAGACCUCACUUGGUCAAGGAUUAUGG